Molecule: messenger RNA, 1581 nt
Organism: Cyphellophora europaea CBS 101466
Lineage: Eukaryota; Fungi; Ascomycota; Eurotiomycetes; Chaetothyriales; Cyphellophoraceae
Exons: 2
Coding region: 1-1581 (526 amino acids)
Biological process (GO): carbohydrate metabolic process
Source: RefSeq, a predicted model, not a curated record
AUGAGCGUGAAUCGUGCUUCAUAUGGCCAGCUCACUGAGGGGGGGCCAAUAAGCCUUCCGCUGUCUGAGAACCAGGUAUCUCACCUCGCCGAAUACCAAAUACUGGCAGUCGUCGCCAAGCAUUUGGAGGCUCACUUCGUAUGCGCGGUUGAGAUUGACGGUAGAGCGUUGUCAUUCGGCAACUCCAUCCAGCAACAGACAUGUGUGGGUAAGCCUGUACGUGGGCAGAUGAAGGGGAUCCUCAGCAUUCCAGGCAAAACUUCCAAAACCCUGGUUGCCAGAUAUUGUCUGCGUUCUGGAGUGUCACCAAAGGUAAUGCAGGCUGCGUCGUCUUUCCCGAGUGAGAGACCUUCCAUUCGCUUCUGGGUAGGCCAUGAAACUAGGGCACAGUUUUUGGUUCGGAGGAACCUGGACUACAUCCUCGGCUGCUGUUCAGUCGUCAUUCCUGGUUCAAGGGAGAUCGUCUGUAUGCUUACCGACCACGUAGCGUUGCCAUUGGGUUGGAACAGGGAUAACUACUGGCAGGCGCGUUUCUUGAUGGAUGCACGACAAAGCCUCCAUAAAAUAGCUGCCAGCCAAGAUGCAGCGAGAUACACUCAGCAGAUUGAGCGAGUCCUGCGAGGGCACCUGACGUGGGUGUUCGAUCUUGCCGAACGUCCCCACGGAUAUUGGCAUCGGAGCUAUCUUGCGACUGGCAAGCCAAAGGAUGGUCCUGUAUUCCAGCUUGAUCAGCAAUGCUACCCCUUCCUGGAAUUAGCGGACUUGUAUGACAUGUUCCCGGAGCAGUCGGGCUUUGUCAAAGAGAUGCUGAGCCAGCCUGUCGUAGACGACUUCGUUGGGCUGGUAGCUUCGAAGACCGACGGGGCAACGGGACUGGUUGCAACAGAAGAGACUCCAGGAGAUGAUCCAGUCGAAUUCGAGUUCCAUUUCAGCUCACAUGUGCUCCUCUGGCAUACACUGACGCGCCUAGGUGCUCUGUUACGAAGGAUAGAGCCUGGGCAGUCUCAGAUUCUUGUCCGGAUUGAUUCAUUGGCAACCUCCUUGCGCAAGGCAACGUUGGCACACUUUCUACAACAGGAUCAACAGAGUAGUGAAUGGAUGUAUGCAUACCUGACCGACGGUCACGGAGCGUUCCGGAUGUACCACGAUGGGAAUGAUGUGGUCACUCUUUUCGCCAGAGAAUGGGGUUUCUUAGAGUCCGAGAUUGAGAUGGCUGCCUGGGAGAACACGAUGCGAUUCGCGAACUCGAGCAGGAACGAAGGCGGCUAUUGCAGCAAUGGGCCAUACGCAGGGCUUGGCAGCGUGCAUUCGCCUGGGCCUUGGCCAUUGGGGUAUUACCAGACCUGGCGUUUUAGCCAAGUGGUUGGCGAUCACCAGCUGGAGCAGAAGCUUUGGAAACAGAUAUGCGAUGUUAUGCAACGCGAUGGCACAUUUCCCGAGGCGGUCGAUGUUGUGACAGGCGAGUGUACGAGCAAGGCGUGGUUCAGCUGGCCGGGAUCAAUGAUUGGCAGUGGCUUGCUCCGCCAAGAGAACCGUGGAAAAUACCUAGAAGCGAGUUCAGAGCACUGCAUCGACUGUUGA